CACUAUAUCCUCUUCGCAACAAUGGAUGCUUCGGUGGUGAGAUUUUCCCAAUCGCCGGCAAGAGUACCGCCGGAAUUUGAACCAGAUAUGGAGAAGAUUAAACGGAGGCUUCUCAAGUACGGUGUUGAUCCCACCCCCAAAAUCCUGAACAAUCUCCGAAAGAAAGAAAUUCAAAAACACAACCGUAGAACCAAGCGCGAAACCGAGUCAGAGGCGGAGGUGUAUACGGAGGCGCAGAAGCAGUCUAUGGAGGAAGAAGCUCAUUUCCAAACCCUAAGACGGGAAUACAAGCAAUUCACGAGGUCAAUUUCUGGAAAAAGUGGCGGCGAUGUUGGUUUGAUGGUGGGGAAUCCAUGGGAAGGAAUCGAGAGAGUGAAGCUGAAGGAGCUCGUUAGUGGUGUCAGGAGAGAAGAAGUUAGUGGUGGUGAAUUGAAGAAAGAGAAUCUAAAAGAGCUGAAGAAGAUACUUGAGAAAGAUCUUCGUUGGGUUCUAGAAGACGACGUUGAUGUGGAAGAGUAUGAUUUGGACAGAGAAUUUGAUCCUGCGAAACGGUGGCGUAACGAAGGGGAAGCAGUCAGAGUUCUCGUUGACAGAUUGAGUGGUAGAGAAAUCACUGAGAAGCAUUGGAAGUUUGUGAGGAUGAUGAAUCAAUCAGGGCUUCAGUUCUCUGAAGAUCAGAUGCUUAAGAUUGUUGAUCGAUUGGGACGUAAAAACAGCUGGAAACAAGCUUCAGCUGUUGUUCAUUGGGUGUAUUCUGAUAAGAAGCGUAAACAUAUUAGGAGCAGAUUUGUUUACACCAAGCUUUUGUCCGUUCUUGGGUUUGCGAGGAGGCCUCAGGAAGCUAUUCAGAUAUUCAAUCAGAUGCUUGGUGAUCGCCAGUUGUAUCCUGAUAUGGCGGCGUAUCACAGUAUUGCUGUAACACUUGGGCAAGCGGGUUUAUUGAAGGAGUUGCUUAAAGUAAUCGAGCGUAUGAGGCAGAAACCGACUAAACUAAUUAAGAAUUUGCGGCAAAAGAACUGGGAUCCUGUGCUUGAACCUGACUUGGUUGUAUACAAUGCUAUUCUUAACGCUUGUGUUCCAACACUCCAAUGGAAGGCUGUUUCAUGGGUAUUUGUAGAGUUAAGAAAAAAUGGUUUGAGGCCUAAUGGAGCUACAUAUGGGCUUGCGAUGGAGGUUAUGCUGGAGUCAGGGAAGUAUGAUCGUGUUCACGAUUUUUUUAGGAAGAUGAAAAGCAGUGGCGAAGCUCCAAAAGCAAUUACAUACAAGGUUCUUGUCCGAGCUCUUUGGAGAGAAGGCAAAAUCGAGGAAGCUGUUGAAGCAGUCAGAGAUAUGGAACAAAAGGGAGUUAUAGGAACGGGUUCAGUUUACUAUGAAUUGGCAUGCUGUCUGUGCAACAACGGGCGUUGGCGCGAUGCAAUGCUUGAAGUGGGGAGGAUGAAAAGACUUGAAAAUUGCAGGCCGCUUGAGAUUACCUUCACAGGACUCAUAGCGGCUUCAUUGAACGGUGGUCAUGUUGAUGAUUGCAUGGCUAUAUUCCAAUAUAUGAAAGAUAAAUGCGACCCGAAUAUAGGAACUGCGAACAUGAUGCUUAGAGUUUACGGAAGGAAUGAUAUGUUUUCGGAAGCUAAAGAAUUGUUUGAAGAGAUUGUCAGCAGAAAAGAGACUCAUCUAGUUCCAAACGAGUAUACAUACAACUUCAUGCUUGAAGCUUCAGCUAGAUCACUGCAAUGGGAAUACUUUGAGCAUGUGUAUCAGACGAUGAUUCUUUCUGGUUACCAAAUGGAUCAAACAAAACAUGCAUCAAUGCUUAUAGAAGCAUCAAGAGCCGGGAAGUGGAGUCUUCUAGAGCAUGCCUUCGAUGCAGUUCUUGAAGAUGGAGAAAUCCCUCACCCAUUGUUCUUCACUGAACUCCUGUGUCAUGCGACAGCUAAAGGCGAUUUCCAAAGAGCUAUCACACUGAUUAACACUGUGGCUCUCGCAUCUUUCCAGAUUAGUGAAGAAGAAUGGACUGAUCUUUUCGAGGAGCAUCAAGACUGGCUUACUCAAGAUAAUCUUCAUAAGCUCUCUAAACAUCUCCUUGAGUGUGAUUAUGUAAGUGAACCAACGGUCUCAAACCUCUCAAAGUCAUUGAAAUCUCUAUGUGGGUCUUCUUCUUCUUCUUCUUCUUCAGCACAACCAUUGUUAGCCGUAGAUGUAACAACUCAAAGUAAGGGUGAGAAACCGGAGGAAGAUUUGCUUCUUCAAGAUACAACAAUGGAAGAUGCUAAUGGUGAAGCUUGGGAAUUUACGGAGACUGAACUCGAAACGUUGGGUCUAGAAGAACUCGAGAUUGAUGAUGAUGAAGAAUCUAGUGACUCUGAUUCACUUUCAGUUUAUGACAUUCUAAAAGAAUGGGAAGAGAGUAGUAAGAAAGAAACAUGAAAAUGCUUGUAAAUUUCCCAAAAUCUUAAUAGAACUAAACUUAAAUU
This is a messenger RNA of Arabidopsis arenosa, 2468 nucleotides long. Lineage: Eukaryota; Viridiplantae; Streptophyta; Magnoliopsida; Brassicales; Brassicaceae. The record is from the annotation of a GenBank genome assembly.